Molecule: messenger RNA, 2585 nt
Organism: Cimex lectularius (bed bug)
Lineage: Eukaryota; Metazoa; Arthropoda; Insecta; Hemiptera; Cimicidae
Product: dolichol kinase-like
Exons: 8
Coding region: 170-1555 (461 amino acids)
Biological process (GO): dolichyl monophosphate biosynthetic process
Cellular component (GO): endoplasmic reticulum membrane
Molecular function (GO): dolichol kinase activity
Source: RefSeq, a predicted model, not a curated record
UAUAAACUUUGAACUCUGAGUGCCGAGUCCAAAAGUCCAACUGGUACUGUUUUUUCCAAAUCUGACCUUAAAUCGGGCAAAAUGACAUCCGUACCAUCAGAUGGGAUGUAAGGAGGAAGUCAAAAAUACCUGUCCAUCCAUCAAAUCCAACGUUCCCCACUGAAUUCAAAUGGCUCACUCUUUUUUAACGUCCAUAAACAAGCAGAUUAGUUGUAAUUUAGCCGAGCAUAAUAUAGAACCGAGGAAAGAUGCUGGGUCUGGUGUUUGGCUCUCUCUACUUCUACCUUCUGCGGUGAUCCUUGGUGGAAUUAAAUACGAAUCUAGUCUCAAAUACCAAGUUGCAGCAUGUAUCUGCACUGGUAUCCUAGUACAAUCUGUCAUUGAUAUGUUCAACGCUUAUUAUCGGAAGCCAACUCCCUUUGGAGCUGUAAUAUUUUCCUGUACCAGUUCAACUAUACUUUUGUACAUUUUCACAUCAAAAGGGCCAAUUUUGAGCAUUCUAUUUGGGUUUUUAAGCAUAUUCUCUUAUCAUAAAACCAUUUUGCCAGUGAUGAAACUGUGCCCAAAAAAUUUUACUUAUGGAGAAUGCACAACGGUUUGCCAAGGAUUCAUCUUAUUUAUUUUUUCAUCUGCAGUAAGGGAAGUACAGCCACAGAUGAACUGUUUUUCUGUUGCCACCACAAUGAUCCAGCUUGGAAACUUGUGCCUAAUGGUGAUAGCCACUGUAUCUUAUUAUCAUAAUAUGAAGGAACAGCCUGGAAAAUUCUACAGCUUGAUUGGGUUUGUUUUUGCAUUUGUACUAUUGCCAUCUUUGUAUCUCUCAAUCGGAGAAAAUCCGCUUGUGUGGAUUUAUAAUUUGUUCACAGAAGACACUACAGCGAUCCAGUUAGUAGUUUUUUGGCUGUUCUGCUGUAUACUAGGUGCAGCUGCUGUAAUGUUGCAAAUUAACACGAACCAGAAAGCAUCGACUGCUGUGAGAAAAAUUUUUCAUGGCCUCAUCAUUUUAGUAUUUGUUCCAGCAGUGAUUUGGAAACCAUGUAUGAUAUAUCUUGCAAGUGGAGUAGUUUUUGCAAUAUUUGCCACUUUGGAUAUGAUUCGAAUUCUCAAAAUGCCCCCGUUGGGUGAAACCCUUCGGUCUGGAUUUUUAAAAUUCGCCGAUGAGAAAGAUGAAGGGCCUCUUGCCUUGACGCCCAUAUAUCUUCUUGUUGGCUGUUCCUUCCCACUUUGGAUCCAUCCAAAUCCAAAUUACUCGGACCUGCUUCCUCUGCUUUCUGGGAUUCUUGCAGUUGGCAUUGGGGAUUCCGCAGCUAGUAUUUGUGGCAGCUUGGUCGGAAAAAACAGAUGGCCAGGUUCGAGAAAAACCAAGGAGGGGACUAUUGCAUGUUUUUUAUCACAGCUUUUUGUCGUUAUACUACUUAUACACAUAGGGUACGUACCGCGCACAAAUCUUAUCAAACCUACUUUUGCAAUCGCAAUGUCUUCGUUUGUCGAGGCGAAAACUGAUCAAGUGGAUAAUCUCGCUCUCCCUUUAUUAAUGUAUGUGAUGAUGUUAUAAGGCUGAAUUGUUGGGUCCUGAUCAACGAAAAAAUGAAUAUAUUGCCAAACGUCAUUCCAGAUUUGUGAUAUAAAAUAUUAAUGUGGUUCUGUGUGGUAUGUAUUCAUGACAGGUUGGAGAAAUUGUCCAAUUUUUAAUUAAAUUUAAGUUGGAAAAAAUAAAAAGCCCUUGGUUUAUUAUUUUUUAUCCAAAUUAAAUUUAUAUAAAUUCCUAUAAUCUCUAGGACUUGUCAUUAUUUAUUUGAAUUAUAUUGAUUGUUACAUAUAUUUCAAUUAGAGAGGUGUAAAAACUGUUAAUUUUGAAUUAACAAGUUUCCAUCCUAACGUGCACAUGUAAAAUUGAUGCUGUACUAUGUUUCAGAGUUUAUGAACUGUUUUAUUGUAGAACUUGCAUUUUACAAUAUUUUAUGUACAUUUUACAAUAUUUUGCUGUAAACAGUUUUACCCACUGAGCUACAAAAUGAUUGUUAACAAUCAUUGCAAGGAUUUGUUAGAGGUUCUUUUGGAAACUAUUGCCAUGACUAUUGCUUAGCUGAUAGAUUUUUUUAAAUCCCGUAUUUUUUACUAUUUAUUGUUAAAUUAUUUUAAUUUUGAUACUUAAAGUUGAUAGAUGGGUUGUUGUUAGUUCCAUAUAUAAUUAGUGUUCACAUUUGUUCCUUUUUUUUAUAUCAGCUUCACUUUAAACUUAAUUUAUAUUAAUAAUGAAUGUUAGAAUUAAUAAUUGGCUGAUUUGUUCAUAAUGUUAAUGAAAUCCUAUAUAUUAAAAUUUUCUAAUAAAAACAAAUGUUACUGUUAGUUCUAUCAGCAAUAAUUAAAGUGUCACAUACAAAAUGCACUAGUUAAAAAUGUAAUGUUAUGUAGUUAUAAAUGCUACAAAUGCACCUGUUAACGUUAGCUAUUUUUAGAAAGAUGGGCUGUGUCGUCAUAUCAGUUAUUUAUUUAGAAUGUUAUAUUGUUAAAAAAAAAGGCUUAGUUAAACUCUACACUCAAAUGAGGUCACCCAUUACUUAAUAAAGAUUUUUAAGAAAUAA